UGCCUGUCACCAGCCCCCGAGAGGGCUGAGCAGCCCAAGCUGAGCCCCCCCAGCUCCCCCUCCAGCCCAUGUCCCCUCUGCCCCCUGUCCCUGUCCCUGCAGGGACACACGGACACACGGACAGACAGACAGACCCCUCCCCAGCCGGACCCCCCCGGGCUGUAACCGCAGCCGCAGCCGUAACCCAACUCCCCGGGUCCUGUUCCCGGCUCCGCUGCGGCUGCGGGGACACGGGGACAGGGCUGGGAACAGCGGGACGGGACGGGACGGCUGAGCUGUCCCCGGGGGGGGACAAACCCUCCAGCACGGCCAUCCCCCCUCCAGGUGCCACGAGGCUGAGGUUGGAGCCACCAUGAAGAGCCUGAGGGCCAAGUUCAAGAAGGGAGACAGCCAGGACUGGACCAAGAACGACGAGAAGCUCCUGCAGGCCGUGGACUACAACGAUGCCGGGCGGGUGACGUCGCUCCUGCUCCGCAAGGGCCUGGUGCCCACCAAGCUGGACUCGGAGGGCAAAUCUGCGUUCCACCUGGCUGCCACGCGGGGGAACGUGGACUGCCUGGAAGCCAUGCUGGCCCACGGCGUGGAUGCCAUGACCAAGGACAGCUCGGGUUCCACUGCCCUGCACUUGGCCUCCAAGCACGGGCACCCUCAGUGUGUCAGCAAACUGCUGCAGGCCUCCUGCCCUGUGGAUGUGGCCGACGGCAGCGGCCGGACCGCGCUGCACCUGGCAGCCGUCAGCGGCUGCAUCUCGUGCUCCGAGAUCCUCUGUGACUUCAAGGCCCCCUUGAACAUCAAGGACAAGGACGGCUCCACCCCGCUGAUCCUGGCUGCCAAGAUGUGCCACUCGGAGCUGUGCCGGUACCUGCUGCACCGCGGGGCCGCCGUCAACAGCCGGGACCUGCAGGGCAGGACAGCCCUGAUGCUGGCCUGUGAGAGCGGCAGCGUGGAGACCGUGGAGGUGCUGGUCAACGCCGGCGCCCGCGUGGCCGUGGUCGAUGCCACGGGCCACGACGCUGCUCACUACAGCCUGGCCACGGGCAACGCCCUCAUCCAGCACUUCCUGCAGGAGGCUGCUCAGCGCCGCUCCUGGGCCAGUGAAGAGGAGUCAACUGAGCAGACAUCCCAGACCUCUUCCCCCAGCCAGUCAUCCGUCAGGGAGAAGAGCAGCACCCCGAGGAAGAGGAAGGCCCCUCUGCCUCCCCUGGGCACCCUCAGCCAGGAGGACCGGGACGCCUACGAGGAGAUCGUGAGGCUGCGGCAGGAACGGGCCCAGUUCCUGCAGAAGAUCCGGGGCUUGGAGCAGCAGGAGAAGCAGCGCCGGGAGAGGGCAGAGCUGGACGAGGGCUCCCUGCGCUCCAUGGAGAAGCAGAUCCAGGAGCUGGAGCAGCAGCUGGCGGCCCGGGAUGGGGAGAAGGAGCGGCUGGGCAAGGAGGUGGAGGCUCUGCGGAGCCGCUUGUCCUCGCUGGAGAACGAGAAGGAGAACACGAGCUACGACAUCGAGACGCUGCAGGACGAGGAGGGAGACCCGCUAGAGUUCCCAGGAGCGGAGCUGCUGCUCUCCAAGAAGACGCUGAGCCCCUCGGCCGAGGAGCUGCUGGCCACGCUGCAGGGGCAGGUGCAGUCCCUCACCGUGCAGAACAAGGAGCUGAGGGACAAAAUACAGGUGCUGGAGAACUACGAGCGGGACGAGAGCAGCGCGCCCACCCCGGGGGACGUGGUGCCCGCCAGCCUCUACCGGGCCCUGCAGCGGGAGCUGGAGCAGCUGCGGGCACAGGGCGCGAGGGGCGAGGCCGGGGGGCGGCUGGAGGGGCAGCGUGGUGCCACCGAGAGAGCCCCGGAGCAAAUCCCGGAGGGAUUCCCGGAGGGAAGUGUGGCUCAGGGGCUUGCCGAGGAGCCGGCCUGGACGUGGGGCGAGUGCAAGGCAGUGCUGGGUGAGCUGGGGGUGCCACAACCACCGCCCUCCUCCUCCUCCUCCUCCUCGGGCGCGGAGCUGGCGGAGGCGCGGGCGGCCCUGCAGCAGGCACAGAAAGCUCUGGACGAGCGAGAGCAGCAGCUGAAGGAUCUGCAGGCCCGACUGGAGGCCGCAGAGGCCGCGGCCUCGCCGGGAGCCUCCGCGGAGGAGGCGUCGAGGGAGAAGGAAGCGCUGCUGGAGCGCUGCGGGCGGGCGGAGGCCGAGGCCGAGGCGCUGCGGCGGGAGCUGGAGGCCAAGGCGCGGCGCGAGCCGGGAGGGCACGAGGAGGCGGCGGAGCUGGCGGAGCUGCGGGAGGCCCUGGCGCGGCAGGAGGCCGAGCUGGGCAGCCUGCGGGAGCAGCUGGCGGCGCGGCCCGUGGGGCGGCGGGAGCACGAGGAGGCCCUGGCGCGGCUGCGGCAGGCGCGGGCCGAGGGCUGGGUGCCGCGGGACGAGCACGCCCGCGCCACGGCCGCGCUGGAGGAGCAGGCGCGGGCGCUGCGGGAGCGGCUGGCGCAGCUGGAGGCGGCGGCCGAGGCCAAGGGGCGCGAGGCCUCCCGGCUGGAGGCCGAGCUGGCGGCGGCCGUGCCGCGCGCCGAGCACGAGGCGGCGGCGGCGGCGCUGCGGGAGGAGGCGGCGGCGCUGGGCCGGCGGCUGGAGGAGCUGGGCCGGCGGCACGAGAGGACGUGCGAGGAGGUGUUCAGGGUGCAGCGGCAGGCGCUGUUCAUGAAGAGCGAGCGCCAGGCGGCCGAGGACGGGCUGGCGGCGGCGCAGAAGCAGCUGGAGGAGGCGCGGGCCGAGGCGCGGCGGCUGCGGGAGCUCCACGGCCACGCCGAGGACGCGGCUCGGCUGGUCAGGGAGAGGGACAGGAAGAUCACGGAGCUCUCCAAGGAGGUUUUCAGGCUGAAGGAAGCCCUGAACGCCCUCCCCAAGCCAGGGGAGCCUCCACAGUCCCCCCCCAACACCGCAGCGCUCCAGGACAGGAUCCGAGCGCUGGAGGAGAAGCUGGAGGAGACAGAGGUGCGGCACAGCAAGGUGGUGACGCUGUACCGGAGCCACCUGCUCUAUGCAGUGCAGGGCCACAUGGACGAGGACGUGCAGAGGCUCCUGUGCCAGAUCCUGAGGAUGCAGCGGCUGCAGGAGCAGAGCAGAUGAGCCCCUGCCAGCACGGCAGUGCCAUGGGGGGCGGUGGCACUGCCAGUGACACGGGGUGGGGACGGGUCUGUCACUGCACCCUCUGUGCCCCUUUGCUUGCCCUGUCACUGGCACCCACCCCCCACACCCACCCGGGCCCCGCUGCCCCCCGACCCAGCACAGCAGCAAUAAAGUAUUUAUAGCCACACCAA
This is a messenger RNA of Pipra filicauda (Wire-tailed manakin), 3294 nucleotides long. It is a transcript of the gene ANKRD24, whose product is annotated as ankyrin repeat domain 24. The record is from RefSeq and is a predicted model, not a curated record. Bases 353 to 3103 code for a protein of 916 amino acids. Gene Ontology annotation, molecular function: actin binding. Lineage: Eukaryota; Metazoa; Chordata; Aves; Passeriformes; Pipridae. The transcript is spliced from 19 exons.